AUGGCGCAAAACAGGCAUUGGGAACAAGACAAAGAUGCGACUAUCUACAUCGGUAACAUCGACGAACGUGCGAGCCCGGCGAUGAUAUACGAAAUCAUGCUGCAGAUGGGCCCUAUUCACAACAUUCACAUGCCGCGCGAUCGUGUGACUCAGAACCACCAGGGCUUCGGUUUCGUCGAGUUCCGUACCCCAGGCGACGCGGAAUAUGCUGCCAACGUAAUGAACGGCAUUAAACUAUACGGCAAGUCACUGCGCGUCAACAAAGCCAGCGCAGACAAGCAGAAGCAAGCUGAGGUCGGCGCCGAGCUAUUCGUUGGUAACUUGGACCCCAUGGUCGACGAGAAGAUCCUCUACGACACUUUCUCGCGCUUCGGCCCCCUCAUCAGUCUGCCCAAGGUCGCGAGAGAGGACAGCGGCAACUCCAAGGGCUUUGGUUUCAUUUCUUACGCCGACUUCGAGAGUUCUGAUGCAGCGAUCGCCAACUUGCACGGACAGUAUAUUCUCAGCAAGGAGGUGUCUGUCCAGUAUGCCUUCAAGAAGGACGGUAAGGGUGAGAGGCAUGGUGACAAGGCCGAGCGUGAGCUGGCUGCACAGGCGAAGAAGAGGAACAUCGUCCCCGAGAUCCAAGCGGUCCCACCAGCCUUCUUGAUGAACGGCAACGGCCCGCCAGCUGGCGGCGUACCUGCUGCUCCUGCUGGUUUCGACCCCGCAAGCGGCCUGCCAGUCCCAGUCCCUACUCCCGGAGCCCCCGCCGGUUUCGCACCCCCACGAGGACCUGCACAGUACAACGCGGUACCAGCGCCUCCGAACCUGGGCGGUCCUGGUAUGGGACGCGGUACGGUUCUCCCGCCUGCACCGUCUGGUUUGCCUGCGCGCCCUCCCCAAGUCCAGAGCGGCUACACCAACCCCGCCGAUUUCCACCCCGGGGCCCCUGGCUUCCGCCCACCCAGCGGCGGCCCCCCUCCUCAAGGCUUUGCGGCGCCUCCGCCUAACUUUCCCGUUCCUCCUCCAGGACAAACCGGAACGCCCCCAGCUCCUCCUGGAUUCAUGCCGCCUCCGGGCUUCAACCCUCCUGGUUUUCCUAGGCGAUGA
This is a messenger RNA of Colletotrichum truncatum, 1092 nucleotides long. Its product is annotated as splicing factor 3b subunit 4. Gene Ontology annotation, biological process: positive regulation of mRNA splicing, via spliceosome. NCBI's taxonomy places the organism in Eukaryota, Fungi, Ascomycota, Sordariomycetes, Glomerellales, Glomerellaceae. Gene Ontology annotation, molecular function: RNA binding. The record is from RefSeq and is a predicted model, not a curated record. Gene Ontology annotation, cellular component: U2 snRNP; nucleolus; U12-type spliceosomal complex.